CCCCUUAGAAGCAGCAUAAACACCAACGUUCUGUCCAAGGCCAUCACAAUUCCUUGUAGAAACAGUUUAUAGCCUGUCUCUCCCUCCCCUCUGCCUCCUUAUUUGUCUCUCUUCCCUCCCCUCUCGGAGUAACAGCGUUGCCAUGCCAUCCUGCGCCUGAGGAGUCAGUGCAGCGGUUAAAACGCGCUCCUUCUCCUGGAUUUCACUGCGGGAUGUGUUCAGUCAGCUGCGUCGGAGCGCAAAGCUGAACCAAGCGCCGGUUUGUCUCCUCCCCAAACCCAACACCCCCAGCGUGGCCCGACACCUCUGACAGCUGACAGAUAUAGAGGCAACACACCUGGGAGAUAAAUGGAGGGACCUGAGCCGCAGCUUUCGCCGCACUUCACCUUUCUCCUGUGGUCCACGGGGGAGGGCGCUUGUAAGCUCAUUUGAGUCGGGGUUUGUGAAUAGCCUGCGGGAUUAGAAGGUUAUUGAGUGAAAGACAAUGUCCCGCGGCUCGCUCCGGCAGUCCCGGCUAUUGUUGGUGCGGCGGCGGACGCACGGAGCUCAUUGUCACCGGUUGCGCCCCCACCUCCAUCUCCAGUAGCGGGCUGUCCUGUCUCUGCUCUCCGGUCGGACAUCCCGGAGUGUGAGGAUGACUUCCUGGCAACGCAGCGCUCCACUGCGUGUCUUCCUGCUCCUCUGCGUGGCGUUCCCAGUCUGCUCAGAAGACCCCAGAACUGGAGCCAGAUUAUGUUGGUCACCGAACGUCACCUCUUGCGCAGAUUGCCUCAGACGGGGACCAAAAUGUGCUUGGUGUUUUCAGGAGGACUUUCUGCAUGGGGUGGGGUCUAGCCAUCGCUGUGAUCUACCGGACAACCUUCGCAGAAAAGGCUGUGGACCUGAGUUCAUGGAGCAGUCCGAUGUCAAAGUGGAGGUCCACGCUACAUUGAGCAGCACGCAAGUGUCCCCGCGAGAAAUCGAUAUCACACUCCGACAAGGCUCUGAGGCUAGUUUCAUUGUGGCUGUGAAGCAACUGGAGCGCUAUCCUGUCGAUCUCUACUAUCUGGUGGAUGUAUCAGCCUCCAUGCAGGCCAACCUUGAUCAUCUCAAGACAGUGGGCGUUGCCUUGUCCCUCCGGAUGGCGCAGUACACGUCAGACCUUUGGCUGGGUUUUGGCUCAUUUGUGGACAAACCUGUCUCCCCUUAUAUCAGUGUGCAUCCCUCUAAGAUCGACAACCCAUGCAGUGAGUACCAGAUUAAAUGUCGCCCAGCCCACGGUUUCCACCAUGUCCUCAGCAUGACCGGUAACAUCAGCGAAUUCACGCGGGUAGUGAAGCGCCAGCGCAUCUCCGGUAAUGUAGACACACCCGAGGGAGGACUGGAUGCGAUGCUGCAAGCUGCUGUCUGCAAGGCAGUCGGUUGGCGGCCAGACGCAAAGCGCCUCUUGCUCCUGAUGACAGACCAACCGUCUCAUCUCGCUCUGGACAGCAGGCUAGCUGGGAUUGUAACACCACACGAUGGCCGGUGUCACCUGGACAAUAACGUUUACACUGGAAGCACUAGGAUGGACCAUCCCACUUUGGGCCAACUUUCUGACAAGCUGCUUGAAAACCAUAUCUACCCCAUCUUUGCUGUGGACAAGGAGCAGUACCAGUGGUAUGAGAAACUGGUUGAGCUUCUACCUGGUUCCUCCCUGGGAAAGUUGGGUCUCUUUCAUGCACCAAACCUCUUAGACCUGGUGGUAGAUGGAUACAAGAGAUUACUGUCUGAGGUGGCAGUGUCCCUGUCAGUGGAUGACAAGGCGGCCAGCAGGUACUGGGUGUCCGUUUCCCCUCUUUGCCCUCACGGAUCCACUGCUGAGGAGCAACGCUGCUUGGGGGUGCAGCCAGGCCAGACGGUCUACUUCAAUAUCACAGUUGGUCAACUUUCCUGUGCUGAUGAUGGUGAAGAUGAAGAUGUGACGAUGUUGGUACGUCCACUGGGGUACAAUGAGUCAACUCUCAUUAGGAUCCAUUCUAAAUGCCGGUGUCAAUGUGGGCCGACGGGCCGCUGUGAUGGCAAUGACCAGUCACCCUGCAGACCAAACCAGCCCGGUGUCAAACAAGAGCCAAAGCCAAAUCAUGGAAACAUGGAGGACUCCAGCUCAGAUCCAAAUAUACAUUGCAAAGCACAUGGGUCAAAUGUGAACUGCAGUAGGCGGGGAGUGUGCGAGUGUGGAAAGUGUGUUUGUGAGCAAAGCAGGCUUGGGAUGGUAUAUGGGAAAUACUGUGAAAAGGAUGACUUCUCCUGCCCAUAUGAAGGGGGUCUGCCUUGUGGAGGCAGAGGUGCGUGUGUUUUAGGCGAGUGUUUGUGCGAGGAUGGGUGGACAGGUGAUGGUUGUGGUUGUCCCACCUCCACAGCCAUCUGCCAAUCCCCAGAUGGUUUGCUUUGCAGUGGGUGGGGCAAGUGUGUGUGUGGCAAGUGUGUGUGUGAGGACUCCCAACACUCUGGAGACUUCUGUGAAAGAUGUCCUACCUGCCAGCACACCCAGAAAUCCUCCUGCAAGAGUGUGGACUGUCUUCGUUCUCAAGGUCUUUCCCAAAAAGAUGCAGAAUUAUGCAACACCACCUGCGCACUGUAUAUGGGCUCCAUAACAGAUGUUUCAGAGCGUGUCAGCUGCGGGCGGCUGGUUGGAACUUUCCUGAGUGUGUGUGCUCUGACGGUGCUGUGCGGCCUGGUUGUGGUAGCCGUGUCACGCUUGCUUCUGCAAAGGAGAGUCAUGCCACGUGGGGGCGCUGCUGCAGAUAUAGGCUUCUCUUGCUCUGGAAAGGAUCACUCAUACAUUCCUACAGCCAAUGAGAAAACAGUUACCUACAGAAGGGACCGUCCUCCUGACCACCCCGUGGAGAUGCACAUACAGAUUCCCAAGAUGCCUCUCGAUGGCCAUUGGCAGUUCUAAACAACACAUGAAUAUUGAAGUCUGAAAGAAUGCAUCAAAGGCAAACAAAGAGGAAGAGUUGGACUAGAAUCUUCUUUUCUGUUUCCUAUAACACUCCCAGGCAUCAACUAACUAUAUGUGAAGGACAAGAUGAUAAACUUGACUCCAAAACCUCAAUGAACCUGAUUUUUUUUCUUUUUUUUUUUAAUCAACUGACCAAACCCUGAGAGACUUUGCGACUACAGUGGCCAGUAUUGUUUGAAUCAAGAUGAAGAAAAGAGUACAAGUCGCCCACCUUCUUCUUUCUCUGCUCAUUUAAGAGGCCAAUCAAAGGGUGAUUGUGAUGGUUUUUCUCUUCUUUCCUCUUAACAGUUCAGAGGUACUCCUCUAAAAUUUAGAUUAAUGUGAGAGUUUUUUUUUUUUUUUUUUUUUGAUUGUUUGUUUGCUGAUGUGGGCAUUUGUGCUUUCUAUCUGUGACUUAAAUGAAAACACUACAUAUUGAAAUGUCAUGUUUCUGAAGGCGACUCCUCCACUUGCAGCAUCUCCCUGUCCUUAUCUGCCCCCGUGUGGUCAAUUUAAUGUACUGCAUCCUCUCUAAAACAAAAACAACAAAAACACUAUUGACCUCAGCUUGCUCCUUUGAUUGUUUCACCAAUGGCUGUUUUUCUUAUGAACUUUUCUUUUCAGUCAUUUGGUGGGUGAUUAAUUUAACAGGGUGUGUUUGUAAAAGAUCAGUGGCCUGUUCUUUACAAUGUAAACUUUGCACUAAAAGAAGCUGCAUUAUACUACUGAAAACUGUGGGCAUUCUGGGACCGGAGAGCUGUGAACUUUGGGCAUUAGAAGCUGAUGUAACAAAUCCACCUUAACACUGGAACAACCACGACUGAGAUUCAUGUUUGAAAUAUUUAUGAUCAACAAGUAUUUAUAGUGAUAUAACAACUGUCACCUGAUCAUGUGAGACGUUACCUUUCUACAUUAAAGGCGUAACAUCAUGUUCUUUCUCAUGAUCCGUUUGCAGAGCUGUCUGUAAAUCUAAAGGCUUUAAGGUACGAAUGAACUUAGAUGAUACGGAGUCAGAAUUUAGUCUUCACAAACUAUUGGAGAUAACCUGAGAGUUUUGAUUUAGCUUGAUCCUGCUCAAAUUCUCAGAUUGUUUUAAAGAAGUGAUUUUUUGGUACAAACUGUUCUUUUUUUCUUGUGACUUUGAAACACUAAUAACUAUUUAUUUUGAUUACGUUGCAGGAGAUUUUCCAUAAUUCAUAAGAGUGCUGCGCAAUAAGACGGAUACUGUCGUUUUUAUGUGGACUGUGGAAGGUUUUAGCAAUAAGGUAGCAUUAUUAGUCAUCUCAUUUAACAUGGUACAAAGUUUUUUAGUGAAAAUGGCACUUUUUCAAGAUAGCCUUAUUGUAAGUUAUUGUGUAUGUCUGUUUUUAUCAAAAUAAAAUGUGCAAGAUGUAUCAGUUAUUA
Molecule: messenger RNA, 4366 nt
Organism: Cyprinodon tularosa
Lineage: Eukaryota; Metazoa; Chordata; Actinopteri; Cyprinodontiformes; Cyprinodontidae
Gene: itgb8
Product: integrin, beta 8
Exons: 15
Coding region: 635-2920 (761 amino acids)
Biological process (GO): integrin-mediated signaling pathway; cell migration; cell adhesion mediated by integrin
Cellular component (GO): cell surface; focal adhesion; integrin complex
Molecular function (GO): integrin binding
Source: RefSeq, a predicted model, not a curated record